AUGGACCAAGAAAACCAACAUCAAACCAUGAUGAUUUUGCAUGAUGAUAAUGAAGAAACCCAAGAUCAAGUAGUAGAGGAUUCUCCUUUGAAAAGACACACUGUUAAAGAUGUGGUUGUAACAUCAUCCUCUUCUUCCUCUUCCUCUUCUUCUGUUACUGUUAGCAAUGGUGGUGGUGCUCAUAGCAAUGGAGGUUCUACAGCUGUGAUAGACAUAGAUGGACCUUCUUUGCAGAAAGAGGAAGAAGUUGAAGAGAAAGUAAAUGUUGGUGAUUAUGACAAUGAUGAUGAUAAAGAACAAGAUUGUGUACCUGAAGAUGAGUUUGUUGGAGAAGAACCAACAAAUGGAGAAGCCAUAACUGAGGAUACUUUUAGUGCUGAUAAUAUAGUGCAGAAUAGUAACAGUGUUUACUUUGACAAAGAACAAGGAGUGUGGAAAUGUCACCAUUGCACAUGGUCGACGGACCGAUUUGACCGUCUUAAGGGAUACUACUACCCUCACCUGCUGCUGAAUGUCAAAAUUUUGAUUCAACAUGGACCUUGUUUUGUUUGGGAAACUAAAGGUGGCGAUGAAGUGAAUGGACUUAAAAGAGAUGAAAAUGGCGACACUAAAAAUCACGAGGAGACUAAGUUUUAUGUGCAAGUGGAAAAUUCAGCCAUUCAAAAUAGUUUACGCAGCGAACUCAACAAACUUCCGUCUGAUUCAGAGUUAUCCGCUAUACGUAACUCAAAUGAGAUAAAAGCUACACCUGCUGUGAAUUUUCACGAAGAAACCGAAAAGGAAAGUAACUCGAUAAAUGAGAUUGAUCAGCAAGAGAAAGAGUUUGAUGUUGAGCUAGUAAUCGCAAAACAAGAGACACAUGAUUUGUUUUGUCCUAAUUGCAAAUCUUGCAUUACCAAAAGGGUUAUCCUCAAGAAAAGAAAAAGGAACAUUCAUGUAUCAGACAACAAAGGAAAACGCGAUAGGUUAGAACCGGUAGUUGAAAAUAACGUCGACCAAGGUGAUCGUGCGAAUGUAACAUCUGAAAUUACAAACCUGGAUCCACCUCCUGCUGCUUCUGCUGUUGCUGCUGAUCGUGAUCACGACGAUGACGAUCAUCCUGAGAAAGAAGUAGAAGGAUUCAGAUGUUUAUCGUGCUUCAGCAUCUUUAUUCCUAGUGGAAAAGGUUUCAAUUUGUUCCGUAAUUUUGGUGGUUCCAGCAAGCAUGAAACUUUGCAAAAUCCUGCAAGCAGUUUGCAAAAUUCUUCAAACAUACAAGUCUCCAAUCCGAAUUGGUUCAUCUCGUUGUUUACUUAUAAGAGAAAAACAUCUACCGAGCAAGCAGGCGACACUUCUUCCCAUGAGCCUUCUAGAACUAAUCCUGCUGAGCAGAAUCAGUCAACAGUUACUUCAACUAUACUAUCCUCCUCCGGUACUGGUCACCCAGAAGGUCCACUUGUUGUUGCAGCUCCGAUUAAGAAUGAAAAACCAAUGUCUGGUGCUAUUCACGGACAUGAAACAAUGAGUUCUACAAUUUCUUCAAAUGGAGCGCAGAGUGUUGUGCAGGAUUUCAUAGAUUUUUCAGAAAAAGAACAAUCGCUGAUCAGAAAACCGAGGACCGAUGACACAGAGAGAAAGCAGACUUCAGUGGAUACAACAAAAACAAAUACUGUUGAAGUUACGUCCUCGAUGAACUACUCUAAUGGGACGAUAUCUGAGUACAAGAGUGUUAACUCGGUAACUACAACUUCUAGUGAAACAUUUGUUAGUUCUAGAGAAACUACAAAAGGCACCGUUCUAAAUCAAUAUCAAGAGAAACCGAAAUUUCUUGUUCCUACAAGUGUAACUGUCGGGUCUCUAGUUAUUGAGGAUACACCAAAAGAUGCUAACAAGAUGCCUGAAACUGUUAAGAAUAUUGAUUCCUCUUUGUGGCAAGGUGGAGCACAACCACCAGUUCAAUCAUUUGACAGCACAAGUUCUGCAAUAGAUGCUUUAUUUCCAUCGAAAACAGAUAUUUCACUGCUUAAUAAAGUUCGGAAGGAUAUCGAUAAUUUUAGAAAAGAAAAUCAAGGUGAUGUGAUUGUCGAUGUUGAUGGUGAAGAAGCAAAUGAGAUCACAACAAUGCAGACAGAAGAUAAUGUUCCAGUUGAUGGUGCUGUUGCGACAGAACCUCAAACUCAAGUAGGUAUCCGUGAACAACGUAGAGAUGAAAUUGUUGAACCGAAAAAGUGGGAAAUAGUUAAAAGCAUUGUGUAUGGCGGUUUAGUUGAGUCAAUCACAAGUCUCGGAAUCGUGUCAUCUGCAGUUAGUUCUGGUGCUACCCCAUUGAAUAUUAUUGUGCUGGGAUUCGCAAAUCUGAUUGGCGGACUUUUCAUUCUUGCUCAUAAUCUUAAAGACCUGAAAGACAGUCACGCUAGAGGGGAACAACUUCAAUCAAAUGCGCGUGAUCGAUAUCAAGAGCUACUAGGACAACGAUCAAACUUUGUGUUCCACGCUGUUAUAGCCGUGUUCUCGUUCCUGAUAUUUGGUUCUGUCCCCCUCAUUAUCUACGGCGUAUUGAUUAAUAAGAAUUACUAUGACGAAGUCAAGCUUGCGAUAGUGGCAGCGAGUUCUGUUGCGUGCAUCAUUCUGCUUACUAUUGGGAAAGUUUACACUCAAAGAUCACCUAAAUCAUACUUCAAAACUGUGUUGUACUAUGUCUCAAUGGCACUUGCAGCCUCAGGGUUAUCUUUCAUAGCAGGAAAACUAAUCAAAGAUCUUAUAGAUAAGUUCAGCAAAUCAGAGUCAGGUUUUGCAAUUGCCAUGCCUAUAGCAGACACAAAAACAGCAUGGAUGUCUUACUGA
Messenger RNA from Lathyrus sativus (Indian pea), 2823 nucleotides. NCBI's taxonomy places the organism in Eukaryota, Viridiplantae, Streptophyta, Magnoliopsida, Fabales, Fabaceae. The record is from the annotation of a GenBank genome assembly.